Molecule: messenger RNA, 174 nt
Organism: Staurois parvus
Lineage: Eukaryota; Metazoa; Chordata; Amphibia; Anura; Ranidae
Source: the annotation of a GenBank genome assembly
UGCCCCAUCCUUGGUGUCAGUGGGGAGAGGAAUAGUGCCCCAUCCUUGGUGUCAGUGGGGGGAGGAAUAGUGCCCCAUCCUUGGUGUCAGUGGGGGAAGGAAUACUGCCCCAUCCUUGGUGUCAGUGGGGGGAGGAAUACUGCCCCAUCCUUGGCGUCAGUGGGGGGAGGAAUA